UCGCUGGCUGCAGUGUUUACUCUAGCUCUGUGCCAUUACCCUUAGGGGGAUGCCGUUCUGUUUCCUGUAGCUGCCCAUGACUUUGCCUCCCCCACCUCCUCACACCCCACCUCUGGGACUCCACCUGCUCUGCUCCACUCCUGCCUUCUACCUAGGAGUCUCAGGAGCCCCUCUGGGUCUGCGUCUUGUUGUAAGUGUGUUUGCCCAGACUGAAGCGCAGUUCCGUCUCCUGGAUUUACUCUAGUUCAACUGAAAGGGAGGGUGUGUUGAGUGAGAGAAGCGGGUGUCGUUGGAGACAUCCUUAGGCCUACUUCCUGCCCGUCUUUGUUGUACCUCUCUGUGUUCUGUUGAAGGACCUUGACUUUCCUGAGGGACUCCGAUAUCAUUCUUCUCACAGGUGUGAUAUGGGAGUGAUGAGCUGAACAUGGGGUCGCUACUGUCACAAUUGGGUCUGGAGUGUGGGAGGAAGGAAGUAAAAGAGGAAGAAAGACACCUGCGAGCAAAUGACAGAGAAUUCAACUUGUCUUACGAGUAUGCUGACAAUGCCAUUAAAACCUCCAAAUACAAUAUCUUCACCUUUCUCCCGCUCAAUCUGUUUGAGCAGUUCCAAAGGCUGGCCAAUGCCUAUUUCCUCUUCCUCCUCUGUCUCCAGCUCAUCCCAGAGAUAUCAUCCCUGUCCUGGUUCACCACCGUGGUCCCCCUGGUCCUGGUGCUCUCCAUGACCAUGGCUAAGGACGGCAGCGACGACAUAAACAGACACAGAUGUGAUAGACAGGUGAACAACCGGAAGGUGGAGGUCCUCAUCGAUGGAGAACUAAGGAGUGAAAAGUGGAUGGAUGUUCAAGUUGGGGACAUCAUCAAGCUGGAGAAUAAUCAGUUUGUCACGGCCGAUCUCCUUUUGCUGUCCAGCAGUGAGCCUCUCAACCUCAUCUACAUAGAAACAGCUGAACUAGAUGGAGAAACUAACUUGAAGGUGAAGCAGGCCCUGACUGUAACAGGGGAACUGGAGGAUUGCAUAGAGAAACUGGCCAACUUCAACGGCGAGGUGCGCUGUGAGCCACCCAACAACCGCCUAGAUAAGUUCACUGGCACCCUGACUCUGAAGGGAGAGAUGUACUCCCUGGACAACGAGAGGGUCCUGCUGAGAGGCUGUACUCUGAGGAACACCCAGUGGUGCUUCGGCCUGGUCGUCUUUGGAGGUCCAGACACCAAGCUGAUGCAGAACUGUGGAAAGACUACAUUGAAACGGACCAGCAUUGAUCGCCUCAUGAAUGUUCUGGUGCUGAGUAUCUUUGGUUUCCUGGCGGUUAUGUGUUUAAUCCUGGCCGUUGGGAAUGGAAUCUGGGAGUACCAGGAGGGCUCUAAGUUUGCUGCAUUCCUACCCAAGCAAGAGGGGGUUAACGCUCCCUUUUCAGCCUUCCUCACCUUCUGGUCCUACGUCAUCAUCCUCAACACUGUGGUGCCUAUAUCCCUCUAUGUCAGUGUGGAGAUCAUUCGCCUGGGGAACAGUUUCUACAUAGACUGGGACAGGAAGAUGUACUAUCCCAAGAGUGACACGCCUGCCGAGGCCAGGACCACCACGCUCAACGAGGAGCUGGGCCAGAUCAAAUACAUCUUCUCUGACAAGACUGGAACACUCACACAGAACAUCAUGACCUUCAACAAGUGUUCCAUCAACGGGAAGUCCUAUGGGGAGUUGUUGGACUUUUCUGGACAAAGAGUGGAGAUUAAUGAGAAAACAGAGAAGGUGGACUUCUCUUGGAACAACCUGGCCGACCCAAAGUUCUGUUUCCAUGACCACAGCCUAGUGGAGGUGGUGAGGGAGGGCAACCCCGAGGUGCAGGCCUUCUUCCGCCUGCUUGCGUUGUGCCACACCGUCAUGCCCGAGGAGAAGAAGGAGGGUGAAUUGUACUACCAGGCCCAGUCACCAGACGAGGGAGCUCUGGUCACAGCAGCCAGGAACUUUGGCUUUGUGUUCCGCUCUCGUACGCCAGAGAGCAUCACUGUAGUGGAGAUGGGAGAGCUGGUCACCUACGAGCUGCUGGCUGUACUGGACUUCAACAACGUCCGCAAGAGGAUGUCGGUCAUCGUCCGCAGUCCGGAGGGCAAGCUGACUCUUUACUGUAAGGGAGCAGACACCAUAAUCUUUGAGAGACUGAACCCUUCUUGCAGCAAACUAAAGGAGGUCACCACCGAACACCUCAAUGAGUAUGCUGGGGAUGGUCUGCGUACGCUGGCUCUGGCCUACAAGGACAUAGACCCAAAGUAUAUGGAGGAGUGGAAACUGCGCCACCAUGAGGCCAGCACUGCCAUGGAUGAGAGGGAGGAGAAGUUGGAUGCGCUGUAUGAGGAGAUCGAGAAAGGCCUGCUGCUGUUAGGAUCCACUGCAGUAGAGGAUAAGCUACAGGAUGGAGUGCCUCAGACCAUUGAGCAGCUCUCCAAAGCCGACAUCAAGAUCUGGGUGCUCACUGGAGACAAGCAAGAAACGGCAGAGAACAUUGGCUACUCCUGCAACAUGUUGCGAGAGGAGAUGACCGAAGUGUUCAUCGUGUCGGCAAACACAGCCGAGGAAGUCAGAAAGGAGCUCCAGACCGCAAGGAGGAAGAUGAGACCUGACGGACCAGAGGAGCCUACAGUCACGAAGAGUAGAAGUGGCCUGUUUUGUCUUUUAAAGACAGAGACGGUGGCAGAUGAACCAGUGGAUGGAGAGUACGCUAUGGUGAUUAACGGACACAGUCUGGCCUUUGCCCUGGAGAAGGACAUGGAGAUGGAGCUGCUGCGGACAGCGUGUAUGUGUCAGACGGUGAUCUGCUGCAGGGUGACUCCACUGCAGAAAGCCCAGGUGGUGGAGCUGGUGAAGAAGUACAAGCAGGCUAUCACUCUGGCCAUCGGUGACGGCGCCAACGACGUCAGCAUGAUCAAGGCUGCUCAUAUAGGAGUAGGUAUAUCAGGUCAGGAGGGAAUGCAGGCGGUGCUCUCCAGUGACUUCUCCUUCGCUCAGUUCCGCUACCUGCAGCGCCUCCUGCUGGUGCACGGCCGCUGGUCCUACCUGAGGAUGUGCAAAUUCCUGCGUUACUUCUUCUACAAGAAUUUCACCUUCACCUUCGUCCACUUCUGGUACGGCUUCUUCUGCGGUUUCUCAGCACAGACUGUGUAUGACGAGUGGUUCAUCACCCUGUAUAACCUGGUUUACACAGCUCUACCUGUGCUGGCGUUGAGUCUCUUUGACCAGGAUGUAAAUGAUCGGUGGAGUUUCCAGUACCCCAAGCUCUAUGCCCCAGGCCAGCUCAACCAGUACUUCAGUAAGAGGGCCUUUGUCUACACAUUGUUACACAGUGUCUACAGCUCCCUGGUCCUCUUCUUCAUUCCCUGGGCAGCCAUGUACGACACGGUCCGAGACGACGGCAAAGACAUUGUGGACUAUCAGUCCUUCGCCCUGCUGGCCCAGACCUGCCUGCUCAUCGCCGUCAGUAUACAGCUGGGUCUGGACACCCACUAUUGGACAUCAGUGAACCAGUUCUUCCUGUGGGGCAGUCUGUGUGUGUACUUUGCUGUCAUAUUCACCAUGUACAGCAAUGGCAUGUUUCUCAUCUUCACCUCCUCCUUCCCCUUCAUUGGCACAGCCAGGAACUCCCUGAACCAGCCCAAUGUGUGGCUGACUAUGCUACUCACCUCCAUCCUCUGUGUGCUUCCCGUGGUGGCAUAUCGCUUCCUCCGCAUCCUGCUGUGGCCCACUGUCAACGACAAGGUGAGGUACAAGGUGAGACAGGACAAGGUGUUACCCCCUGCCCCUCGCCGUGUCCAAGCCCGCCGCGCCAGUACCCGCCGGUCAGGCUACGCCUUCUCCCACGCCCAGGGCUACGGUGACCUGGUGACCUCAGGCAGAUUCCUGCGGUGGACCCCGAAGAGCCGGCCAGCCCUUUUCUCCCAGACAGACUCCCCAUUGGCUCAGACCCAGCCUCAGUUCUACCGCACUAUCAAUGAGGGGGGGGAGCCACCACUGAGUCCCUAGGAGUGAUGACCUAACAGAGCACACAGUGUUCUGGCCAUUCAGUCUGAAAAUCCUCAAUCUAUUCCUAAAAGAAAAAUCAAAUGUCAAUCAGCCAUGUUUCUGUGAAACACUUCCACUGUUGCUAGGAUGUGUAACAUUCUUCUGGAUGAAAAGUACAAGGACAACUCCAAGCCUAAAUUCAGCCAGGUUUAGUUUCAAGAUGUAUGUAUGUGGAAGUACUGUACUUGUAACUGUAAAGAAAAAAGUAUUGGUAAUACAGCAACAAAAUCAUGCUGGGCAAAAGUCCAAAAUGAUCAUUAUGGUACAAUGGUCAUAGUGGUGGUUGGUGCCGUUUAUGAUUAGGGAGGACAAAAAAAUUGUAUGGCCUUGUUUCUAUUACAGCAUACUAUUGGAUGACUGUCAUUCAUAUUCCAUUCACCCAGCUCAAUGUGACAUCUAUAGGUUUAGGCUGCUACAUCAUACUCUAAUUUUCCCUAUACCCAUCAUGAGGCUGCUACAACCUAGCCUAGGUGCACAUGUCAAAAUACAAAUUGGAGUAAUCAAGGUGACAGACAGUGCCUGCAUCUAGCUGAUCUAGGGUGUAAUCAUUAGGUCAAACCGUUGCAAACAAAUUUCUAUUGGACAAAUUCAGGUAGGUUUAUUCCUGUUCCGUUUGCUUCUGUUUAAGAUACGUUUUUCAACAGAAUUAGCAGAAUUAAUACACCCCUGAUCACUCGCACACACAGCUCACUUUCAUAGCAGCCACAUACAAACAGCAUCAUCACUUUGCUCGUUGUAUAAAUCUUUCUCGCUUCUAUGCGCUCUCUUCCUCUCACCUUUUCCCUUCGCUUGUGGACUUCAGUGCACAACACAACAGUUGUCAGUGACCAGUCAAAAAAAACUUUCCAAGCCAAAGCUUCAUACCAUAACCACUAAACCGCUUCACACAGCCUACAUCGUUGUCACCAUAUUAGCUUACAUCAUAGUCAACAUAGCUACUAGAAAUAACGUGUUAGUGAACCCGCUACACUCACACAGUACAGUGUACAGCAAGCAGUUUAGCAGUUACACCGGUGGGCCCCGGUGACAAUAUAAAAAAAAAUGAAAGCUUACCUAUACUUGGAAGAGUUUCAGUGUUGGAUAGCCUUAGCCAGCUAGCUAACAUAAGUAACAUUCUUCUCUGUUUGAGCCAGGUGUUUAAGUAGGCUAAAUGAAUUAGCUGCAUUAUCUCGAAAGUGAACAAAAUGCAGCUCUCUCUCUCUGCUGCUUCUUAUUUUUUUAAGAAAUUAAUUUUUUCAAAACUGUUCAACUAUUGUCUUUCUCUUUGAGUCAACUACUCACCACAUUUUAUGCACUACAGGGCUAGCUUAUGUUUUCACUCCUAGAUUCAUUCUCUGAUCCAUUGAUUGGAUGGGCAACAUGUCAGUUCAUGCUGCAAGAGCACUGAUUGGUUGGAGGACGUCCUCCGUAAGCCAUCAUAAUUACUGUGCAGGUCUAUGGUAGGGGGUGAGAACCAUGAGCCUCCUAGGUUUUGUAUUGAAGUCAUUGUAAACAGACGAGGAUGGAAAAUAGCUGUCCUCCGGUUACAACAUGGUGCUACCCCAGAGUGUGUUGUUGAGGCUACUGUAGACCCUCAUUGCAAAACAGUGCAUUUUAAUUUAGUAUAUUUAGUAUAGUUUGAUCUAAAAAAAAAAGAUCACUUUUUUAAUGUUUUACCCAAAAAAUAUAAAUGAAAUUCACUGAGGAGAAUGGUCCUCCCCUGUUUUAUUAUAGCUUUAAUGAAUUGUAGUUAUUAUUACUGUGUUAUUAUUUAAUGAGACUAAAAGGGCCUUAAAUAACAUAAUUUGAAACUUUUAUACAAACCUUCUUUACAUAUUGUUCCACCUACAUUGUAGUGUCUGUACUCAGGGUGUUGCAUUGAGUUAUGAUAUAUUAUUAUUUGAGUGCAUUAUGUCAGUCAUAGCCUGUUAUGACUUUGCCUGAUUUAUGUUAGUAUACCGUAGUAGACAUAUUUGUGUAAUAUUUGUUUGACCUACAUAAAGAUGUUAUAUUUUUUCUCUCAAUCAUUGAAACACUAAUCAUAGACACUCUGAUGUGAUUUUAAUUAUGUACCCUACUUUUUGAGCAUUGUACUGCCAUAAUAAAUGUUUGAUAUUUUUGUA
This is a messenger RNA of Oncorhynchus gorbuscha (pink salmon), 6153 nucleotides long. Its product is annotated as phospholipid-transporting ATPase ID-like. Gene Ontology annotation, molecular function: magnesium ion binding; ATP hydrolysis activity; ATPase-coupled intramembrane lipid carrier activity. The transcript is spliced from 28 exons. The record is from RefSeq and is a predicted model, not a curated record. NCBI's taxonomy places the organism in Eukaryota, Metazoa, Chordata, Actinopteri, Salmoniformes, Salmonidae. Gene Ontology annotation, cellular component: plasma membrane. Gene Ontology annotation, biological process: Golgi organization; phospholipid translocation. The coding region runs from base 425 to 4012 and encodes 1195 amino acids.